Molecule: messenger RNA, 1282 nt
Organism: Oppia nitens
Lineage: Eukaryota; Metazoa; Arthropoda; Arachnida; Sarcoptiformes; Oppiidae
Exons: 7
Coding region: 309-1169 (286 amino acids)
Source: RefSeq, a predicted model, not a curated record
CUCAAUUAUGACAAAACGGCAAGACAUGGGUUUAAAAUGUUUGGGAAAAUAUUUAAUGAAUGAAAGACAGCGACAAUCGUUAUGUAAAAGAAAAUGUGAAGUCAUGUUCAUCACUGAUGUGUGUUUCCUCUGAGGCCGAGACUAACCGAUAGACUCAUAUAAAAACAUAUGCAAUACUUUAAAAUUCACUGAAACCUCAUGUGUCUACAGAUUAUAAAAGGACUAUAACUUUAUUUACUAUACUAUUAACAAACAAAUAAAUUUAUUAACUAUUAUAAAGUGAAACAUUACUUAUUUAUUUAUUAAAAAUGAAACAUAAUAUAUUAUUUAUUUGUUUAAUAAAUUCGUUAUUAAUUAUAACUCAAGUCAAUGGACAGGGAAGAGGUGGCGGCGGCGGCGGAGGAGGAGAUAUUUUAAGCGGAUUGGGACUAGGUAAUUUAGGAUUUGGAAAUCUUGGUCUCAGUGAUUUGGGUGGUUUAGGUUUAGGUAAUUUAGGCGGGGGGCUUGGGGGUGCACAGGGUGGUGGAGGUCAAGGAUUAGGUCCACUUGCAGGACAAGGACUUAGUGGUUUUGGUGGCGGUAAUAGAAGAGGUGGUGGAGGAGGACUCGGCGGCUUAGGAGGACUCGGAAAUCUUGGUGGUGGUAGAGGUGGAGGAGGAGGAGGAGGCGGUGGACUUGGUCCUCUUGCAGGACUUGGAGGUCUCGGUGGUCUUGGUGGAGGUGGUGGUGGUCAGGGAGGUCAAAAUCCGUUGGCUGCAUUAGGAGGCGGUGGCAAUCCAUUGGGUGCUUUGGGACAAUUAGGACAGGCACUUGGUUUAGGAGGCUUGGGAGGACUAGGAGGAUUAGGGCAGGGAUUAGGACAGGGAUUGGGAGGUGGACAACAAAGGCAACAAGGAGGAGGAGGAGGAUUGGGUGGACUCGGAAAUUUAGGAGGAUUAGGACUUGGAGGAGGAAAUAGAGGUGGUCAGGGAGGAGGUCUUAAUCUGGGCGGUUUGGGUGGCGGUAAUCAAGGAAUUGGUGAAAAUGAUGGAACUCAAGGAUUUGAGAAUUUAGAUGGAGGUCUAGGAGGAUUAGGCGGUGAUGGCCAAGAUUAUGGUGGGGGUCAAGACAUAAACAUAGACGGCGGAGACUAUGGAGGAGAUGCCGGAGCGGAUGGACUUAAAAAAUAAUUACAAAAAUAUUCAAAGGCCAAAUAAGUUAUUCAAAGGACAACCGUCUAAAACAAAUACAUUUAAAUUGAUUUUAUUAUUGUUAUGUUUGUUACCACCAAAUGUAUUAUACA